Molecule: messenger RNA, 689 nt
Organism: Brassica rapa (field mustard)
Lineage: Eukaryota; Viridiplantae; Streptophyta; Magnoliopsida; Brassicales; Brassicaceae
Product: vacuolar-processing enzyme delta-isozyme-like
Biological process (GO): vacuolar protein processing
Molecular function (GO): cysteine-type endopeptidase activity
Source: RefSeq, a predicted model, not a curated record
UGGUGGCCUGAACACGAAAACUACGGGGAUAAGGUCGAUGCGCGAGAUAUCCCUCUGUUAUAUCUCGAGACGAAGAUUCAAAACGCUCCUGUGGGGUCACCUCAAAGACAAGAAGCUCAGAAGAAUCUGCUUGAGGAAAUAAAUCACAGGAAACAAAUCGAUCAGAACAUUAUAGAGAUUCUUAGACUUUCACUCAAAAAAACCGAUGUCUUAGAUCUCUUAACUUCCACAAGAACAACAGGACAACCUGUUGUAGAUGAUUGGGACUGCUACAAGACUCUGGUUAAAAGUUUCAAGAAUCAAUGUGGAGCAAAGAUGGAAUACGAUAUGAAGUAUGCAGGAGCACUUGCCAAUAUCUGCAAUAUGGGAGUGGAUGUGAAGAAAAGUGUUGCAGCUAUUGAAGAAGCUUGUGCCCAUUAAAUUAUAUGCAAAAAAUAAUAUUGUGAUCGCCUUAUAAAUAUAUGAAAGUUAUUGCAUAACAUUUGAUUGUGUGGAGAUGGUUGAUGCCUAUUUUACUUGAUAACGCGAAAGUCUUGGUCUUAAAUUGGAUUCAUAGUAUAAUAACCUCGUACCAAUUCUAGUUUCAAGAAUUCACGCGAAAGUCUUGGUCUUAAAUUGGAGAAUGAGUAAGUGAUCGGAUAAGGCUCGGCGGCACUCGAGUCAACAUCUCGUAUUCACGUGUUAUGCUU